AUGGUGAGGGCAGACGGUAAACAGACACUACUUCCGGGAAACUUUACAGUGGCAGCCGCCAUGAAAAUAUUCGAACCUGCUUCCGGUGGUACUUGUGGCCAAAGAGCUGAUGUAAGAUCUGUGCAGCUUCUGGAGGCGAUGAAAUGGUAUUUGCAGCGUAUCAAUGAAAACGGCGGACUGCCGUUCAAAAUAGGUCUGGAGGCAUUUCCAACGUGCGGUGGCGUUGAAAGAACGGCGAGAUACGGACUGGAACUUAUGGCACGCUCCUCAACCAAAUCAAUGGGGAAUCCCGAGAUCAUUGCCGGCGUUGUCGGUCCUGAGCUCAGCACUGAGGCACGAGUUCUCUCCCCUAUCCUCGGAUCAGUGGCCCCAGAAGACCGGUUGUUACAGCUCGGGUUUUCCACAUCCGCAGCAGAUCUUGGUGACAAGAAAUUGUAUCCGAAUUUUGCUCGAGUGAUUCCAUCCGACAACGUGCAAGUUGAGGUAAUGGUUCAGACAAUGCUGUCCCUCGGUUGGAACCGAAUAGCUGUCAUAUAUGAGGACACGUCUUACGGAAACGAUGGUCUUGUGCAACUUCAAGCUCGGAGCCGCGAAGUCGGUAUUUGCAUAUCAGUUUCACAGCGAAUCCAUCUUGAUAACGGGGUUGAUUCUAAGAAUCUCACGGAUGCUCUGACAAAAUGCUCCAUCAAUCAAAUUAAUGGCCUCGUCUUUUACGGAACGGCAAACAUCGCAAAUAAACUGUUUGAAGCCAUGCACAUAAGUGUUUACACCAACGUUCCGACUGUUUUCCUGUCUGAAACCGUCAACCAGGACUUUUCAGUGUUUCAGAAUUCGAACGGAGAUGUUAUACCUAAAUCAGAAGGUUCAAUUACUCUUUCUGCGUCCUUUCUUGAAAUACCGGAAUUAAAAUCUCACUGGAAAUCGGUUUUCACCAAUGCAACGGUAUUUUCUGAAGAGACCACAACCAAUCCCUGGCUUCGGGAUGUGUUCGACUCAAUCACAGGAUGUUCGAAUUCCCCUUGCCAUUUUGUGUCUCUGAGUGAACAAGCGUUCUCGAAAGCAUUUCCGGAUCCUCAACCAGUGCAUGUUUCAUACGCAAUCCUCGCAAUACAUGCCUUUGUCAAGCUUGUAGAUGAUCUCGUCAAGGAUUUGUGUGGCGCUUCUGAAACAUUAUGUACCAACAUCACUACUUCGUUUAUGCCUGGUUUUAUGAUCGACAAAAUACAACGACUGCUGAUAGAUUUCCGAACGGAUUUUAAAUGGAGUUUGGAGAGUCUGAGAAAUAAGCCACUGAUAAGUAUGCAAAAAGCAGAAAUUUUCAUGGAUACGCCAUUCAGUGUGUUCAACUUUAAGAAAACAUCGAAUUCGUUUGAAUUUGAAAAGGUAGGGGAUUUUAAAAACGGAAGUCUCACAUUGAACAAAACUCUGCUUUCACCGAAUGUGAAGUCCGCAGUAUGCCCGGUUGGAAAGCAUUGUGACGAAUGUUAUUCAAUGGCGGAACUUCACGAAGCGAUUCUGUUCGAAGAGGGAGAAGUAUAUGUCGUUGGCGUAAAUGGAAUAUUUCGAGAAGGGACGAAUGGUUGUGGUGAAAUUUAUUCCACAAGCACGUAUCAGAUCGUUGAAUCUAUUAAAUUCGCUGUCAAUAAAGCGAUGCAAGACGACGCACCGUUGUCAGGCAUGAGGAUAGGAUUAAUUGUUCUGAGUUCUUGUAACAGCCCAUCUGUGAUUCAAAGAAAGCUUUACUCCCUAGUCCAAAAUGGUGUUUUGUUGCAUAACGGAUCUCGAAUAAAUGUAGCCGAUAGAAUAAUCGGAUUUAUUGGAGGACGUGCAAGUACAGUUAGCAUGGCUAUCGCUGAAGUUUUGUCAAAGUUGCGAUUUGUGCAAAUAAGCUAUGCGUCAGCCAGUCCCGAGCUAAGUGAUAGAGUUAAAUACCCAUACUUUAUGCGGACCGUCACUCCUACCGACCCUCAGGCUUUAGCUAUGAUUCAAGUAAUUAAAAAACUCAAAGCGGACUAUAUUCAGAUGGUUUACAGUACUGAUGCAUAUGGAAUAGGUGGUCUAAACAAGAUAAAAGCGUUGGCUUUCGAGAACAGCGUGUGCCUUAUACAAGCGUUACCUGUAACCGAAGUAUCAGAAAACCCUUUCUCUGAAAUCGUAAGAAAAUUAAGACGUUACCCCACAGCAAAACUUGUUAUUGUAUUUCUUGGUACCAGUAUAAUUGAACCAUUUCUCGCAGACCUUCAGUUUCAGGGUUUGAAAAAGGGUGAAUUUGUUUUUAUUGGACCUCAUACGUGGGCAAAGAACCAGAACAUCGUCAACAUGAAAGGAGAACAAAUUAUCUUUGGUGCAAUUACGAUGGCUCUUGAGAUAGCUCAAAUUUCGACACUCGUAGAGGCAAUAAAAACAAUAACACCACAGCCAUUUUACCAAAAUCCCUGGGCUACAAUGUACUUGCAGAAUAAUUUCAAUUGUUACUUUGGCUUUAGUUUUGACAAGACUCAGCCUGGCCAAUGUCCUAACGACAAACCGUUAAACGUAGACACCCUUGCGCUUGAUUACCAACCAAUACUUGCCUACAUUGCUACUAAAGCUCUAAUACAAGGAGCCACCGCGCAUCAUAAAGCUGAAUGUGGGGCCGCCGUGAAGAGACUUUGUCAGAGUUUCCUGGAUAAUCCCGAAGGUCUAGUUAAGCAUAUACAGGAAACUAGAUUCGACAUAGAACAAAACGGAAUUUUAAUCAAUAUCUUCAACAGCAAUGGUGAUGCGCAAAUCGGAUAUCGUAUUUACAACAUUCAACCGGAAAUACAAAACAAGCAGAAUCUAUUUUACAAGGAGGUGGGCCGGUUCCCGCUUGAUGGAACGUUAACGCUGGAGGUAGACAAGCUGGUCUUCCCGGAGGGUAAUGUGACGUCCGUGUGCCCAGAUGAGCGCCACUGCGCCACAUGCAAACCCGUUUCAGGAGUCACCACGACAGCGAGUCCGCCGAAGGAAGUAACUGGCGGCAUAAUUGCGCUAAGUGUCGUAUUCGGAGUAGCAAUACUUGCAGUGAUAUUCCUUGUGGUGGCAAUAUUUUGUUUGCGGAAAGCACACACUAGAGACAAAGACAGGAUUUACCUUAACCCAAUAGAGACUGAUUUGCGUCGCAUAGGUUACACGAACGAGCAAUUCAACGGUCAAAAUAUCCAACAAGGGCCUUCGGAAGCAGGUUCUUCGCACUUGCCACCAGCAGUGAUCGGCAGGAGUCACGAGGAGACGCCACCACGCUACCAUGACGGAGGUAACUUGACCCAAAGCGGCCCCUUCCAUGAAAUUAAACCAGAAGAGGAGCAAAGAUAAGCGCGGGGACCGUAUUUUAAUGAAGUCGCCAUAUGCAUUUUAAUGACAAAAUUAGUGUAAAUACACGGAUAUAUGCAUAUAUGAAUUUAAUGGCGUAAUGGAUUGCUACAAUUGAGGAUUUGAUUGACGUAUUAUUGAAUAACUAUAAUUAUGUCAUCAAAUGUUUCUACGAUAACAUCACAAUAUGUAUCGUUCAUGCAGUCAUAGAUCGUAACGGUUGAAAUAAUAUCUUUUAUAUAGUCUGACAAUCAAUUUGAUACUUGCUUAAUGCCAGCAGUAAUCAAGUAUAACAUCAAAUACGAAUUAACGGACGACAAAACCCAAGGAGGAUAAUGAGGAAGUGUACUAAUGAUGCAUAACGCUGUGAGAUGAUGAUCAUAGCACACUUGGUGACGUUUAAUUAUGAAAAGUCCAAUAAUGAAAAAAUAACCUAUAAUUCUACAUAACAGUGAUACAAAUGUCUGAUUGUGUUUUCUUGUAUGCAAAAACAUUGUCACCAGUCUUAAAGGGACUCGUUCACAGUUUGGUGAAAUGGCGAUUUCAAAAUAGGUAUCGUGUAUUAAAAAAGGAUCAAUGCAUUAUGUUUAAACAAGCGAAAUAAAAGUAAAAAAUAAUAAAAAUGGUUCAUUAAUGUUUAAUCGUCAUUCAAAAAUGGUGAAAUAAUACAGCAUGUGUAACGCUUUUCCUUGAUAAUAGUGAAAAUACGUGUAGUACUAACAUAGCGUUUGAACUUCGCUGUAAAAUAAUAAAGCCAACGUGGCGAAGAGGUAAUGAACUAGCGUGGCGCAGAGGUAAUCGACUAGCUUUGUGUUGUAGUGGGUCCGGAGAAGGUUAUACUUGUAUUUUGUCCUUUUGUUAUAAUCAAAUAAGAAUUACAUAAGUAAAUAUAUAGAGGAUAUUUGUUGGAUUUGGUGGAAUAUCUAGUUUAAUUCACGAGUGAUCAUAGAAAAUGAUAUUUUCACGAGUGACGUUUCGGUUACAUAGUGUUAUGUUGCUAUUCGUAUGCACAUGACAGGAAUUAAUUUGUAUAGUUGAGUAUGAAGACGAUGUAUUGUGUAUAAGUCUGAAUAGCUUUCUGAAUAAACUGCCUGUAUUAUAUAUGACAUGUUUAAACACACCCUAAGAAAAUAUAACAAAUGUCUUCAUUACUUUGCUCACUGUUUACGCAAACUAUGUUUUUUCGCCUUAAGAAAAUGUUCGCCAAAUUGUGUUAUUCUUCUUGUUUGUGUUUCCCGAUUUUCAGUUGGGUCUUCAGCAACAUUAAAUAUAAAUUGACAUAUCAUGCUUUGUUAUGUGUAAUUGUUUGUUAUGUGUAAUCAUUAUAUGUCUAUAUCAAUAGUUUUAAUUGAUUUGACCAGCUUUUAAAUGCUGUUGCUACAAAACACGUUCAAAUAUGUCAUGAAAUCAGUUUGGUAGAUAAGCAAAACUUUGCUAAAAAAAAUGUCAUUUCUUUUAUGUGUGAUUUUGCACAGUACCCUAGAAUGCAUAGCCAAUACUUUCAAGAUUGAGGCAAACAGUAUGGGAAACAUUUGUCCGUACAGUCUUAUUCACAUCAGAUAAUAUACAAAUAGUUUCAGAUUUACAUGUGCACGGAUUUAAGACCUUGGACCAAAAAAUGAAGUACAACAUCCGCCUACUAAGUACAAAUGAAACUCUUUAUAUCGCAUUCUACUUUUGGAAAUUAUAUUCCGUCUUGAAAAUGUAUAUGGCAUGCCUGGAUAUGUAUCAAGAAAACAUAUAUAUGAUAAUAAAGUACAAAUUGUUUUACUG
Molecule: messenger RNA, 5106 nt
Organism: Dreissena polymorpha
Lineage: Eukaryota; Metazoa; Mollusca; Bivalvia; Myida; Dreissenidae
Exons: 10
Coding region: 1-3336 (1111 amino acids)
Biological process (GO): G protein-coupled receptor signaling pathway
Cellular component (GO): membrane
Molecular function (GO): adenylate cyclase inhibiting G protein-coupled glutamate receptor activity
Source: RefSeq, a predicted model, not a curated record